Molecule: messenger RNA, 3588 nt
Organism: Closterium sp. Yama58-4
Lineage: Eukaryota; Viridiplantae; Streptophyta; Zygnematophyceae; Desmidiales; Closteriaceae
Source: the annotation of a GenBank genome assembly
AUGAACGCUCGUGAGAAGCGGAGUGUUGAUGACAAUAACGGGGAUGACGGUAACGGGGUCGACAGUAACGGGGAUUACAACGACGACUCUGGUUCGGAUUAUAGCGGGGAUGGAGGUGAUGACUAUAACGGCGAUUCUGGAGACGGAGGGGGCGACUACAGUGAUUCUGGCGACGGCGAUUAUAGCGGGGGCGACGGUAGCGAUGGUGGUGACUAUAGCGAAGGCGACUAUCCAGAUGACGGGAGUACGGAGGGAGAUGGGAGUCGGAGGGAAAGGGGUUCAUCCAACGGCUCACGAUCAAGCAGGAGGAAGAAAGGACGGCGGGGAUCGAGCCGUCGUAAGGGCCACCACCCAAAUAAGGGGCACCACAAGCGCGGCUCGGCGCCGCCAGUUGCAAGCGAUCCGGCCGUCAACUUACCUCCCGUUACAAUCGUUCCCCCGUUCACGGUCAAAAAUCCCCCGGUGAUAGCAUUCCCGCCGAAAAUUACCAAUCCGAAACCCGUCGACCCCUCCCCAGCACCCCCUGUCGGUCCCCUCAUACCCGAUAAUGUCAACCCGUUACCGUUCGAUCUCAUCCCCGUUCCGCAACGUACACCCACCGACUCGUUUACGCUAAACCCGUUUAAAGGCAGAGUCGCGGUUUUCCCAUUGGAGCCAGCCCGAAAGGACCCAAAAGCCGGUCUGAUAAAAAAGCCAAAACCGCCAGUGGUAAAACCAACACCGAAAGUGCCCACUCUCCCGCCCAAACCAAAAGUGCCAACACUGCCGCCCGCACCGAAACCGAAAGUGCAGAUCCCGCCAAAGACCCCGCCCAAUGCGGGAGCAGUUGACCCGUCCGAUCCCAACAACCCGUUUGCUAGUCCGUUUGACCCGCCGCCCGGCGCGAACGGCCCGCUGAAUCCGACCGACCCCGUGAAUCCGCUCAAUCCGCUGCAGCCGCUGUCGCCGUCGCCGCCGGUUGUUACUCCCAAGCCUUCUCCGCCUCCCGAUGACGGUGCCGGUAUCCCCAACACCACCGUCCCUCAAAUGCUCCCCGAUUCCUACAACGCCUCAGCAGCCAUCAAGCCAAAAACCACCACCAGCACAUCCGCGCCUCCCUCGCCCCCCACCGACUCUGGAGUCAACACCCUCAUGGUCGUACUCAUGGUUACAAUCCCCCUGGGUGCAGCGGCGGUCAUAACAAUGGGCAUGCUGGGGUGGAGUCAGUACAAGAAGUGGAGUAUGAACGCGCAAGGCCCUGCCACUGCUGGGGGACCUGGGUCUGGGUCUGGGAGCGGUGGGUUUGGUGGCAGUGGGUAUGAGUCUCUGAGAGGGGGACCAGCAGUCACGAUGUUUGGAGGAGGGUUCAAGGGCUCGAAGCUGAAGACUCAGCUUCAGCUAUCAGCUUCACGAAUCACGGUGAUGCGCAACAAGCGGCAGAAUGAGCUCAAGUACAAGCGGCGUGAGGUGGCGAUGAUGCUCAAGGGUGGCCAGGAAGCUCGAGCUCGUAUUAGGGUGGAGGAGCUUAUAAGGGAGGAGAACACUAUAGCAGCCUACGACGUUCUGGAGCUCUUCUGCGAGCUGCUGGUCGCCCGCAUUCUCAUUAUAGAGUCACAGAAGACCUGCCCGGUGGACCUACGGGAGGCGGUUUCGAGCAUAAUUUUCGCUGCCCCGCGCUGCUCCGACCUGCCCGAGCUCGCUGAGGCGAAGAAACUCUUCCAGCAGAAGUUUGGGCGGGAAUUCGUGAUGGCAGCAGAGGAGCUGCGUCCUGAAUGUGGGGUGAACCGGAUUAUUGUCGCAAAGCUAUCAGUGAGAGCCCCCUCGCCUGAAUCCAAGCUAGAGGCGCUGCAGAAACUGGCAGUGGAGAAUGGCGUGGAGUGGGACCCGGCUAGCAUGCAGAAGGACUUGCUGGCGAAAUAUGAAGACAUGAUGGACCCUCGUUCCAACCAGCCAGUCUACACAUCUGCCCAUCCAGACGCUCCCAGGACCCCCCCUCCUCACGACUCAGUGCCCAACAUGUUUGGUCCCGGGCAGCCCUACAAUCCCGGGCAGCCCGCAAAUGUUCCGGCGGGCAGCCAGCCGUACGAAGCCGGCCCUCCAUCUGCCCCCCCUCGCACAGAAUCUUUGAUUACAGCAGAUGACUAUGAGAAGCGGUGGGUGGGAAAAGCAGGGGGGCAGGGUCAGGCAAAUGACCCUGCCCACCCCGCUUCUGCUGCUGCCGCUGCUGGUGCUGCCGGUGCCGCUGCUGCUACUGCUGUCGCUGCUGCUGGCGGUGGUGGUGGUGGUUACGGUGCUGGUGGUGGGUCAGCUGGUUACACUGGCGUUGGUGGUAACCCUCUGGAUUACCCAGCAUCAUCUGUUCCCAAGUAUGGGGAGGGUAAGGCUUUUAAGAAAGAUGCUAUGGAUUACGCUCCUAGCAGCUACGGAGGAGGGGGAGGAGGCGGAGGGGGAGGGGGGGCAGGAGGUGGGGGGGGAGGGGGAGGAGGGGGUAACUACCAGAAUCAGGGUAACAACAACCCCAGUGGUGCGUUUUCCACAGAGGAGAUUCGGCGGGCAGAGAACGAGGUGGCGAGGGAGUUUGAUCGUGUGGCUGAGGAGAGAGAGCGCCAGAUGGCGGCGAUCCGUGAGUCGUCAGAACGCGCCAGGCUGGCGGCGCAGCGGGCAGCAGAUGCUGCCCGGAUGGCCGUUGGGGGCGGGGGAGCGGGGGGAGCGGGGGGGAUGGGGGGGGUGGGGGGGAUGGGGGGAGGGGGGAUUGGUGCUGGGUACGGUUCAGGGGCAGGAGGAGGAGGGAGGGGGAUGAUGGGCGGACAGGGAGGAAUGGCCGUAAACGCUCGUUACGGGCCUAGUGCGUACGGCGGCAUGCCAGGUGGAUCCGCAGGUGGUUCUGUUGGUCCAGGUGAUUCCUCUGUUGGUUCAAGUGGAGGAGGCGGGGUGCAGGAUGGGGAGGACAGUUUGGAUUUGCCUGCUCCCCCUAGAGGUAUCGUGGGGGGAAGAGGAGGGGGAGGGGGAGGGGGAGGAGGAGGCGGAGGGGGAGGCGCAGGGGGUGGGGCAGGAGGUGGGUUUGUGGGUGCAAGUGCAUUUGACGAUUUUGUGGCCAAGUCACCUCGAGCAGGAGAAACUGGUAGUGGUGGAUUUGGGGCAGGAGGAGGAGGAGGGGCAGGGGGAGCAGGGGGAGCAGGAGGAGCAGGAGGGACAGGAGGAGCAGGAGGGACAGGAGGCACGGGUGGUGGGUAUGGGGCAGAGUCAGCAGCGCCAGCAAGCCAUGGCACCCCAGCACAUGCUUUUGAUGACUACAUUGCGCGGUCUCCUAGGGGGAGCAACAAUAGCAACGGCAGUGGUGAUUUCAACGCCCCGUCCGUCCCUGGUUCGGGCGCCGCCCAUUCCUCCCACUCAGGCUCGGAAUUCCCCUCCGUGCCAGGCUCUGGCGGGUAUGGCUCUGGCGCUGGCUCGGGCUACAGUGGAGGAGGUGCGGGGCCAGGUUCGGGGAUGCAGAGUGGUCCGGCGACAGCUGGUUUGUCGGGAGAUGUGAUGUCGCUGCCUGGCAUUGAUGACUUGGCCGCUAGGUUUGACCGGCUGAGGAAGAGAACGGCAGCAUCGGAUGACCUGUGA